This is a messenger RNA of Striga asiatica, 714 nucleotides long. The record is from the annotation of a GenBank genome assembly. Lineage: Eukaryota; Viridiplantae; Streptophyta; Magnoliopsida; Lamiales; Orobanchaceae.
AUGGAGUCUUCGCAUUUGUUGUCCUUUGUUUUUGUCUUCUCGGAAGAAGAGUUUGAGUCCACGUCAGCAUCUCCUGUUUCCUCUUUGUACAUCUCCUCGACCAUGGGCUUCCAGAGGCGGACUCGCGCAUUUAUGAACCAGUUUGAGACCUAUGCCAGUAGAAAAAGAAAGAGAGAUCAAAAGACUUGCAUAUUUUCUUCGAUCACCCUCCUCUUAAGUCCCCCCUCAUAUUCUCAAUCUCCCAAAUCCACAGAAUCUUCCACAAUAUUCCCCACAGAUUCAUCCUUGCAGAAACUGCAAUCGUCACUAAGAUUCAGUUUUAGACUCAACAAGGAAUCGACCCUUUUCUCCAGCCACCGCAAUUUUCUUUCCAAACUCAGCACUGCUGUAUGCAUGACCCUAGCUUCAACUCGGGCAACCUUAGCACAAGACCGAAAAGGCUGUAAAGUGUCGGAUUUCAAAACUGCAUUUCUGAACGUUUUCUUCGAUGACGAACAACCGGCAUCGUCAGACAAACUCGAUUCCCACACCCCAUACCCAUUAAUGUCGAGAAGAAUCCUUAAUGUAACAACAAUGAUCGACAUGACACAUGCGCGAGUGGGAAUUCGAAACUCGUUCGCCGAAACAUAUAAUUCAGACGGCAAAGACCAUUCACACACACGGCACGCAAAAGGAAGUAUUUCCUCUACAGGAAGAGACAACUCUUUAAGAUAA